CAACAAACAUGUUCUUUUAUGUCAGUGCACUUUGGCUUUAUCCACUUUGUUAAGCUGUGCGUGUUUUAGCAGAACCACAGUGAGUGUCCGUGACACAGUUCUUAAGAGGUGAGAAAGCCGCUAACCAUUAUUAGACAGUAUACUGCGUGUGAAAAGGACAUUAUAUACAACACUGUAGGUGCUUUAUGCCUUUACUGCCACACACAGCAAGCAUUUAGAUAUUGAGAGCAAACCCUCAGUGAGAGAGGAAGUGUUUUUUAUGUCUUGGACUUCCAUUAGCUUUGAGUCAACAGUGUGAGCCGAGCUGCUGCAAGACUUUCACUAACACAGCUAUGGCAGACUUUCAUGGAUAUCAUGUUUCCAUCCUUGGGGCACUAAUGCUUGGGAUUCUUCAGGGUCUGUUUGUUUUAGCUGAUACAGACACAGAGAAGGUGCUUAAAACUGGGAGCUCCCUGGAUCUAACAGUGACAUAUCCAAAUGAUUCAAUUGUUUCUUGGGAAUUUAAUGGUAAAAAGUUUGCUGAGUACUCUCUAAGCCGUAGUUACUCAUUUAAAGGAGUUCAAUUUAGUGGAAGAUUAAAAAGUGCUCAUGAUGUUAUCGGAGUAACGCUACAAGAUCUCCAACCCCAAGACUCUGGAACAUUCACCAUUCUUGCAAUUGUAUCUGGAAAACAGACUCCCACACAGAGCAUUAAAAUUUCUAUUCAAAACCCCAUAAGAGCUGUGCAGAUUGAAAAGACCCAGAGGUGGCUGUUACCCACAAACAGCUGUGAUGUUGAUGUGAAGUGUGCAGCACUUGGAGCUGAGAAUGUUUCCUACCAGUGGAGCGGCUACAAGACUGCGAGUGAAGCUCACCUGCAGUUUAGGCUCUCACCAGCAGAAGGAGCUGUUACACUGAACUGUACUGCAACUAACAAAGUCAGCUCCAGUUUUGCUACAGAGACACUGAGCUGUAGCUCUGAAACAGAAGUUUCACUGCCAGUCCUCAAACUGAUCAGUAGUCUUGUAGCGGCCUCUCCAUAUCUGCUGGUGACCAUCAUUCUGGCUGUAAAAUGCUACACAGCUCGAGGUCACCAUAACAGUCAGAAUGCCGUUGCUGUAAUUGAGGAGUAAAUGCUUCACAACUUUACAAUUUACUGAAGUAACAAAACAUGUUUCUGCUUAAAUAUUCUUAUUUUUUGUCAUUUUUGUAUGGAAUAUUUGCAUUUAUAUUCAUCUCAGGACCACAGUAUAUUUUACUGUUAUUAUAAUUGCACUUUUCUGGAACAGUCCAGCUGUGUCUCCAUGUCCUUCAGAGAACAUCCUGAGAAAAAAAACCUUAAUUACCAUUAAUCCAUUAAUCUUCUCAAUAUUCUACCUAUUGAGCAUCUGACUAUAGGACCUGGAUACAGGGAGCAUUGCCAACCAAGGAUAAAUAUUGGUUUUACAUAUUUAUAUAUUUAAUUUUACAAAUACCACUGGAAUAAAUAGAAAAUGUCCAA
Tachysurus fulvidraco (yellow catfish) is the source of this 1480-nucleotide messenger RNA. Its product is annotated as SLAM family member 8-like. NCBI's taxonomy places the organism in Eukaryota, Metazoa, Chordata, Actinopteri, Siluriformes, Bagridae. The record is from RefSeq and is a predicted model, not a curated record. The coding region runs from base 333 to 1112 and encodes 259 amino acids. The transcript has 5 exons.